AUGUCCUCGCGGGGCCGCAGGGGCCGUGGAAGGCCUCCCAAGUCGGCGGUGCUGUCGCAUAGGCCUAGCCUGCUCAAGAAGCCUCGCUACCUGUACGCUGGCUCAAGCGGCCAGAGCUCGCGCCUGGGACUUCACUUUCGCCAGUAUGAGAACAGCACGCCGCAGCUCAAGCAAAGGCUCCGCGAGAAGUCGCAGAAGGUGCGUUCCUUCAUUCAGAACGUGCUCGGAGCAGGAGGGGACGACGAAGACAAUGACUUCGAGCCUCCUCCGUCGAGCGGGGACGAGAGCGACUACCAGCGCGCCGAGGACGAAGAAGACGACGACGACGGCUCGGUGGCGAGCUACGAGUCGGACGACGUGAGCGUGUACUCGCAGAGCAGUUACAGCACCAUCUCCAGUUCGACUCCCGCCAAGCGCAAAUGGACUUCGCGUCGGGCGCACAGCCCGGUCUUCCUUCAGGAGCGCGAGCUGCCCGCGCUGACGCUUCCCAAGAGCUCCGAGGAUCUGAUCCUGCCCACGUGCCACAUCAUGCGCGCCCUGAGCAUAUACGAGACGCUGCGGCACUUCAGGAACAUCCUGAGGCUCACGCCGUUCCGUUUCGAGGACUUCUGCGUCGCCCUGAUGUCGGACGAGCAGUCGGCGCUGCUCUCGGAGGCGCACAUCGCUCUGCUGCGCGCCAUCCUGCGCGAGGAAGAGGCUGCGGGUACACAGUUCGGUCCUCAGGACCUCAAGGACAGCAUCAACGUGCACCUGUACAUGGUGGACGCCGUGACGUGGCCCGCGGUGCUCCGCAUGUACUUGACCAGCGACCCGGAGUACCGUCCCAUGCUUGCCGCGCUGGAACGGUGCGAGUACCCGUUCACGGCUGUGGCCAGCAAGCUGAACGUGCUGGAGUUUCUGUGCGAUCAGUUCCUGACGACGGCGCAGGCGCGAGAGGACAUUACGAGCGAAGGCGUGGCCAAACACGACGACCACUGCCGAGUUUGUCACAAGCUCGGGGACCUCCUGUGCUGCGAAACCUGCCCGGCAGUCUACCACCUGGCGUGCCUCGACCCGCCGCUGGAAGAUGUGCCCACCGAGGAUUGGAUCUGCACCGUCUGUCAGGCAAACCAGGUAUCCGGUGUCACAGACUGCAUAUCGGACAUCGAGAAAGGAGGCCUUCUCAGCCGACAAGAAUGCUUGGGUCUCGAUCGGCACGGCAGGAAGUACUGGUUCCUCUGUCGAAGGAUCUUCGUCGAAGGGGAGAACAACGAGGCGUUCUACUACUCGACGCCAGCGCAGCUCGAGGAGCUGCUCGACGUGCUCGACGCGGAAGACUUGGAGCUGGACCUCUGCCGGACCAUCGCAGAGUUCCGUGAGGAGAUCGUCCGGCACAUGGAGCUCACCGAGAAGCUCACAAACUCGUCCAAGGGAAACCGGAAGACAUACCUGGACUCUGAAAACGCUGCCCUGGCCAAGGUUCAGGCAGAACGGGCGGUGAGAAGAGCCAAGGAGGAAGAAGAGAGGAAACUGCGGGAGGCCCAGGAGGCUGAGGAGCGGCGGCGGAUAGAAGAAGAGAAUGCAGCACUCGCAGCAGCCAGCCUUGAAAGCGCGGCGCACCGCUUCCUCCACUCGGAAGACGACGGCCUCCUCAUGCCGUGCCCCAUCAAACCCGAGGACGGCCUGUCGCACUUGGCGGAGGUGCCACAGAUGGUCGAGGAAGAGAUGAACGUCGUGUCGCACACCAACAUCCUCGACAUGGGCAUCGACGAGCCCAAGAUGGAGUGCGGAGGCGGGGUAGAGGUGACGUCGUCGGAUAUGCCGGCCCCUCCGGAAGAACAGAUGGAGGUGGACGCGAAGCCCGUCGUCGCGGAGACAGAAGAAGAGGUGACGACCACGACCAUGGUGACCACAGUGGUGACGACGACGACGAGCACCAAAACCGUCACAGUGGUCAAAGUCAAGGAAGAAGAGCAGGAAGACAUGGCCAAAGCCGAAUCCAAAGCAGCGCCCGAAACCAAAGAGAGCGAGGAGAAAGAGAUGGAAACGGAGCAGUCUGGCGCGAAAGCCGACGACAGUUCUGCGUCGGCUGACGGCAAAAAACCCUCGGAGGAAGACAGCACGAAAAAGGCGGCCGCCAAAGGGACUGGGAAAGAGGAACCAGACACGGGCCCACGAUCCUCCAUCGUGACCCGAUCCAAGACCGGUUCGCUGGUUCCCCGGAGCUUCGCCUUUGACACCACGAGUCGGACCGCGGGCUCCGCCAAGAAGUCCGGCGGAGGGGCCGGUGGCGGCGGGUCGUCGGACGGCGACGGCGAGUCGGUGCUGGUGCUCACCAAGGACGGGGAGAUCUCGCGGGUGACGCGGGGCAAGGCGUCCGGCACGGUGGCCCUCAACUCGGGCUCGCUGCUCUUCAAGCUGGGCAUGGAGGGCAGCUACCGCAGCUUCACCAACCAGUACAACAGCAACACCCUGGCCCUGAACAAACACCAGCACGCCGAGGACAGGGACAAGCGGCGGCACCUGUCACACAAGUUCUCACUCACCGCGGCCUCUGAGUUCAAGUGGGGCGGUCCCGUGCACGGCAGCCGCGCUGCGCUGGUGGGCACCCUGCGGCAGACCCUGCUCCAGCUGGAGAGCAGCAUCCCGGCCGCACUGCUGCACCCCAACUGGGCCAUCCACCGGGGAAACUGGCUGCGCGCAGUCAACAUGUGCACCUCGCCCCGCGACUUCUCCCUCGCCCUGGCCAUCCUGGAGGCCUCCGUCAAGCCAGUGCUCUUCAACGCCGCCUGGAGUGACUCACUCGAUUCUAAGCAUGUCAGCGCUUCCGUGGCCUCGCGAUUUGCGCUUGGUCACACGCACCUGCGGCGGACGACGGUGGCCGAGCGGGAGGAGAAGAAGAAGUCAGAAAAGCGGGAACGGCGGGAGCUGAUGGAGGAGGAAGUGGACCGCAGCGUAUGGGUCAAGUACACGCUGGGACUCAAGCACCAGGUGUGGAAGCAGAAGGGUGAGGAGUACCGCAUCACGGGCCAGGGUGGCUGGCAGUGGCAGAGCUGCACGAGGGUGGUGCGGCACGUGCCGGCGCACACGGUGGGCCUGCGGGCGGGCCCCCACAAGGUGGUCAUCGCCCUGCAGCACGGACAGCAGCACCGAAACGCUGCCGACAACAAGGCCAAGUCCGAGGAGUCCGCCACGAAGGCUGUGAAGGAAGGAGCGGAAGGCGAGAGUAAAACAGAGGCGGGUGCAACCGGUGACAGUCCCGCACCCUCUGCGGCGGAGACGACGGCGACAAGGGAAGUGAAGAUCACCGGUGAGACCCUGCUCAAGGCGAUGCUGGCAUCCCGAGCCAUGGUCGUCGAGCUGGUCGAUGUUUCCGAGUCCCUGUCCUCACCCGUGCGCACUCUCUACCCCAAGGUGGCCAAACCAACCAAGAUCGAUGGCUUCCUGGAGCGGCGGAUGAAGCUGAAAGAGCUCGAGGACAAGAUGGCCGAGUCGACGAAGGCGGUCAAGGCCGAGCCUCACGUGGACGUUGAGACCGUUGAGUCACCAGUGAAAGUGGCCAAGCCGCUGGUGCUCAACGGAAUGGUCGCCACCACCGAGGAUUCGGGUCUGGACUUUGCGGAAAGGGCGAGGCGCUGCUACUCGCCGCUCUGCCGGCGUGGCACGGUGGCAUCUGCCACUGGCGGCAACUGCUAUUCGCCUGCCUGCCGUGCUUCCAAGCUGUUUGUCAAGGUAGCCACCAUCCACAGCAGCGUCAAGACUCCGCCGACUGUCGUGGCUGUUGACCGCGUGAUGGCCAACGGAGACACCAAGUUGGUCGUCAAGCAGGAAUCCAAGCCUCCUGUCGCAAUGCAAAGCCUCCUGAAGCCGGCCGAGCCGAGCAAUCCAGCAAGCGAGGUGAAGCAGACUGUUGUCGAGCAGACGACCACCACUACCACGACCACCGUGUCCCGGACCACCGUCACGACCACCAGCACGACCACCACUGUGGUGAAGCGCGAGCCCGAGGAAGUGGUGCCUGAUGUCCCAGAGCCGUGCAACGACGUCGAGAUGACCACAGUCGCGGCCGAGGAGGUGGUCGAAACGGAUGAGUCCGAGCUCCCAACUGCCGCGGAGGAGACUGUGCUCACUGAGCCCGCCGCGGCCGAGGAGGUCGUCUGCAGCGACGACGUGUCUGCUUCCGUUGAAGAGGAGGUGGCCACCUGCGGAGAAGCCGACCCGCCCGUUUCCAUGGAAGAGGAGGUGUCCGUUUGCGCGGAGGAAGAGGUGUCCAGUGUGGCAGAAGAGAAACCCGCCUCCGUUAAUGACAGCACGUCUGGCCCCACUGCAAACGAACUGCCCAUAUCCGUAAAGGAGGAGCCAUCAGCAACAGCCGCUCUCAAGGACACUCAAAUGUUGCCCGCUGUCAAGGAGAACGAAGUUGCGCAGCCCGCGGAUGUCAGCGAGAAGGCACUGGCUCCUGUAAGCAACAACAUCGACAAGAAGGUUUCGGCUCCUUCAUUGCCAUCCGCGGUUCCUUCCGAAAUGGUAGCUCCGGCGCCGUCGACACAGGUCAACCAACAGAGGCAUGUUGUCGUCCUUAAGAGUGAACCAAAGGAGCAAUGCCAGAAAACCGAGUCUUCUACCAUGACGACGACGACAGCCGCGACAGUCGCGAAGGCGAUGGUGUCUGCAACGAUCGUCGCGUCUUCCGCGGGCAGUUCGGCCGUGACGAAGGUGGCAGGCGCGGCUGUGGCGGCGGCGGCGACGACGUCCAAGAUGUCUACGACGACGGCCGUGGCCGAGGGCAAGUCGACGAGCACCACGGUGACGACGACGAGCAACAAGGUGUACCUGGGCAAGAUCACCAAGGUGACCAAGAAGGUGAAGAAGAACAAGGGCACGCUGCCGCCGUUCUGCCGCUUCCAGACCUUUGUCAGCAAGCAGCGCAGCAUCAUGGUUCUGCCCCAGCACGAGCUGCGCAAGAUGUCCCGCAGGGGCUCCCUUCGUGAAGCCACGGGAUUCAGCUACACAGCCAAGGUGAACCCACAAAGCUGGCCCUACGGUGUUAGCCCGAGGCCUUGCUUCAAGACUGCCUGGCGGUACCGGAAUCAGAUGCUCACCACCAUCCACCAGGUGGCACUGCAGUUGCGCGUGCUAUGGGCAAGCAUGCGCUGGGAUGACCUGCAGGCCAAGCCACCGCCGGGCGGCACCAACACGAUGACAACCGAGAGUGACGUGCAAACUACUGAGCUUCUCAAGCGCAAGGACGUGGGGCCCUUCGGCCUGCGCUCUGAGUACCUCGUUCGGCGCAUCACGGUGCCCAUUGACCUGCCAUCUAAACCGAGAGAGAAAGUGACGCCUCAGCGAACGGGACUACGGGAGCGGAGAAGACCAGAAUCUCCCCAACACAAGGGACCGACGGUGACUGAAGUGUGGGUGCCCGAGGAGGACCUUGAACUCUGGGAAAUCCGGCAGUUCGGAGAAAAGAUCGAGAAGCAGCAACUGGCGGUGCGCGAGAAGCUGGCCCAGGUGCACGCCCAGCAGAGCGCCGACAAGAUCCGAGCCCAGAUGGAGGCCCAGCUGAAGCAGCAGAGGCUGGCCAUGCAGCAGAAGCGGCUGCAGGAAGGCACGGCCGGGGGCACCACCAAGGUCAGCGUGCCUGGCACCAAGACCAUCACGGUGACCGUGUCCACCCCGCAGGCCGCCGCCAGCCAGGCACUCACCAAGGUGGCUUUGGUCUCUUCCGGAAGUCCGAUCAAGGGCACCACACUCACGAGUCUGGUGGCCACGCCGGGCAACCCCGGCACCGGCCGGGCGGUGCGGCGCAUCUUCACGACGCGACCCGUGGGCGCCACCAACAGUGCAGACGGCAUCACCAAGAUCCCCAUCAGCGCCGGCACGCCGACGCUGAUGCCCAAGGCGACGGUGGGUGGGCCGCAGCAGAUUGUCGUGCGGGCCCCCGUCGCGGGCCAGGCGCGGCCGGCCGUGAUUGCGGUGAGGGGAGUGGUGCCCGCGACUGCCGGUGGCACCAACGCGGUGAUCCGUCCCGCCGUGGGGAAUCCGACGGGCACGGCCGCCCCCGUCCGGGCCCAGAUUCAGAUCAUCCAGGGUCCCAACGGUCAGCUUCAAGUCCGGGGGCUCAUGCCUGGCCAACAACUCAUCCGUUUGCCCGACGGCCGUCUUCAGCUGCUCACUUUACCCGUGCAAGCAGCACCGGCGGUCGCCACGACUACGGCCGGCACAGCCAACACGUCCCAGCCGCAGACCAUCCAGAUCACCACACUUCGGCCAGCCGUCUCCAUCGCCCCAGCUACGGCGGCAGCUACGGCUACGGCUGCGGCAACUGCCGUGGCGGCUGCGACACCCACCGUGGUUGCCGCACCGGCAGCGGCACCUCAGACGGCGGUCUCCGUUACACCGGCCGGCACAGUACAAAUCGUCUCUCAGCCGUCGCAGCAAAUUAAGAUGCAGCCCACGGUGGUGCUGUCGACAGCGCUGCCCGCCAGUUCGGCUGCGGCGGCCGCCGGCACCGUGGUGACCACCACCCAGGCAGCACUGGCCCCAAAGCUCAUCCAGAUCCGGCCGCAGCUGACCACCACAGUGCCGCAGCAGAUACUGGGCACACAAGUCAAAGUUCUGCCGGCGAUGAGGCCCCUGGUGCAAGCGGCAGCAGGCACCGUAACACCGGCCACCACAGGCGUACGGUUGCAGGCAGCGACUGUGAGCAUACCGGGGUUGGCCACUGUAGUGGCUAGUCCGGCUUCGGCAGCGGGUGCCGCAGCGGCGACCCCGGUGGUGGGCACGAAGGCGUUGCUGGCACCAGCGGCGACGACACCGGUCAAAGCCGUGGCCCCAGCUGCUGCCGCUGCCGCCACUGCUGCUUCUGUCACUGCUGCUGCUGCUGCUGCAAGCAAGACGGAGACGCCCACGACCCCUGCCGCUGCACCAGCCACUCCGGUCAAGCAGGUGGCAGAGGUCCCCACCACACCGGUCAAGAGCGAAGCACCCGCUGCCUCGCCCAUCUCCUCGCCGCCCAACUCGCCACAGCAGUUUGUGCUCACUCCAGCCAUAACGCAGCAGAUUGUACGGCAAGCCCUGAUGAAUCCCCAGACGUCACCCGAGAUCCAGCAGAAGCUGCUGGCCCUGCAGCGACACCACCAGCAGCUGCAGCGUACACCCACUGCUGUCACGGUGUCGGCGGGAGUGGGCCGCAGCUCUUCCUCGUCAUCAUCGUCGUCUUCUUCGUCCUCCUCCUCUUCCUCGUCUUCGUCCUCGUCGGGUGGUGGCCCCGCGGUCUCACCGCCGGUGUCCAAAACCAAGUCAGCCGAACACAAGGACGAAGGUCAAAGAGCUGCAGUUUGCCAGCAAGUGCUCAAGGGCAUCGUGGACAAGAUCGAGCGCGACGAGAAGACGACUGGCCGGCGGCAGCGGGCCAAGGCGAGCGCCGAGGAGAGGAAGGCGCGGGCGUCGCAGACCAAGCUGCACGAGGUGCUCGUGCGGCAGACGGAGUUCCUGCGGCGGGAGAUCAUGCGCAAGCGGGCACUGAUGGAGAAAGAGCUCCAGAUUCAGAUCCAGACCGAACUUCAAGCCGACCUAAAGCGAAGAGCGGCAGCAGCAGCGGCGGUGGCCGCCCCGACAACGCUGGUCACGCCGCGGAUACCGCCUCAAGAGAAGGUCGCACAGGUGAUGCGCACCCUGGAGAGCAGCAAGCAGCAGGCCGCGGCCGCUGCCGCCGCCGCGGCAGCAGCGGCGUCGCGCAAGCGGGCGCAGUCGCAGACCAGCGACAGCGACGUCUCGCCGCCGGUGGCGGCCAAGCGGCCGAAGAAGCAGGCAAAAGUGCCGACUGCACAGCGGCCACCGCCGGCGCCAUCACACCACCGUGUCGGCAGCGGCAACUCUGCGACGCCUGCCAGCCACGCCAAGCAGCGUGGUAGCGCCGGUGGUGCAGCUGUGGGCCAGCACAAGCUGUACUGCAUCUGCAAGAAACCGUACGACCCUUCAAAGUUCAUGAUUGGGUGCGACCUGUGUUCCAACUGGUUCCACGUCAAGUGCAUAGGCCUGACCGAGGUACAGGCCAAAGCCAUGGACAAGUAUGUCUGCAACGAGUGCCGGAAGGACCACAAGAGUUCAACGCAGGAGCUCUACUGCCUCUGCAGGCAACCCUACGACGAGUCCCAGUUCUACAUCUGCUGCGACCAGUGCCAGGACUGGUUCCACGGCCGGUGCGUCGGGGUGCUCCAGAGCGAGGCGGACUCCAUCGAGGAGUACAUCUGCCCCACGUGCCAGCGCAACAGCAACAUCAACCAGGCCAACCUGAAGCCCCUGCAGCCGAAGGACUUCGACAACCUCCGCAAGCUGCUGAAGAGUCUUCAGACGCACAAGAUGGCCUGGCCUUUCUUAGAACCUGUCGACGCAAAGGAGGCACCAGACUACUACACGAUCAUAAAAGAACCUAUGGACCUACAGACCAUAGAGCGGCGGUUGCAGACUCGCCACUACCAGAAGCUGAGCGAGUUCAUCGGCGACAUGACCAAGAUCUUCGACAACUGCCGCUACUACAACCCGCGAAACUCGCCCUUCUACCAGUGCGCCGAAGUGCUCGAGGCGUUCUUCGUCCACAAAAUCAAGGUGUUCCGCGAAAGCAUCUCGUGGUGACCUGACGGCGGAGGAGCUUGCCGCGGAGUCCCGCCGAAAGAAAGGGAGCGUGCGCGUGGCGCAACAACGCACACCGAACCGCGUACUACAACACAGUCAUGAAACAUGAACUGUCAUUGUGUGCCGACGCUAUUCGUCAGAAACCAAGCGCACCGUCGUCGAGACGCGUGCCGGUGACGUCGCUCCGCGGACAUUCGGAGAGCCAGGACUCCAACUCCACGGUGCUGUGCGCACGCGGAGCCGCUCAUUCACUAUCUGUCGCGUUUCGGACUCCACACCGUCGUGUUGACUGUCUAAUCACAGCAUCCCGGUGCCGCAGCAUCUCGGCGCGAGUUUCGAGUCUUCGCGUGGCCUUUUUUCGGGCGACGGAAAGAGAAAAAAAAUUUUGUACAUAGUGUAGAGGGAGAUGAUGUCUCGUCAUUGCCAUAGCAGCCUCAUCAAUACAGCGCGUGCCACCGACACCAUUUUUUUGUUCGUUUGUUCCUCCUCGUGCCGUACACCUCCGCGUGUAUUUUGUGGAGCCAUGCAUUAAGUGCCGUUUUUUUUUUAAUUGCAGCCGUGUCUUUUCACGCUUACUAUUUCUCAUGCAUUGCGAAUGCAAAAUUGUCUGACAGUGUUUUUCCUUCUUUCUUUUUUAUAGAAUUUUUUCACCCGCACUGUAUCCCUGGCCUGAAGCUAUUUGUGAAACUCAUUUUUAAAAGUGUGAAUAAGGGAAGACAAUUCGUGAAAUUGUGUAUUAAUAUGUACAGGAUUUUUGGGGGGGAUGCAGGGUUGCGUGGUAGUUUUUUUUUCUGUAAAAACGGCGCGGUACGGUGUUUUUCACGCGUUGCCGCUGGCUUCGUUUAUCAACUAAAAACAUGACAUGUUAUGUAGACCUCCUUUUUUUUUGCGUGUGUGUGCGUGCGCGCGAAUGUAUUUAGUUGCGAUUUGACCUAUGCAUUUUCGAGAUGAACAGCCGCAGUUCACUCCGAAGCUUGCGUCGACAGAGACUGGAGAAAGCGCAUGUUAUCCUGGACUCGCUUCGCAGAGCUUUUGUUUUUAAUUCUUUCAAGCAUUGUACAUUGUGGUUACGUAGUAAAUAUUUAUUCCGUUGAAAAGAACAAGUCUGUGUGCAAAAAGCGUUGUGGGCAGUGACGAAAAAAGAACACAAGAAACAAGUCCAAGACGACCUCCACUUUAUUGAGAAAAUGGAAAAAAGGUCGUGGCCCGCGAAAUUGUUAUAAUGGUCAUUGGUGAAAUGGCACAAUCUUCGCAUUGGUUACUUUUGAGCGACACUGUACUAAAAGACGUUCAUCCAGUACAAAAACUGCACAGUAGCUUUUGUUUAGAGCUCAUUGCCUGUCUGCUCGGUGCUCAUUUGCAUUUUUUUUUUGCUACGAUUGCCUGUGCCAUCCAACUAAAUGUAUGAAAUACGUGAAUGAAAAAAAUAACCAACAUCAAAACUUCGUUUCAUUGAUUGCUGUACUGCUUUGAAAAAUAAAGGCAGUCGAACUUCUGUAAAACCUAUUCACAACGCCGGAUUAAAUUUGAAUGCGAAGAAGUAGAAAAACGUUGACAGUUUUCAGGUUUUUCUUUGUUUGCGACAAAUGCUUAACUGCCAACUUCAGCAAUGUCUUGCGUUACGUAGAAAAGCUAAGUUUCUGAUUGCAUUGCAGAUCGGUCUCUGUGCAAAAUUUUAGAAAUACAGGUGGAUGUGUGAAAGACUCAAGAAUAAAAGGUUUUCAUGCUAAAACGCAAAUAGUAGGUCCGCUGUCACUUGCGAUCGUGAAACUAAGUUCGAGAUGCCAAAAACUAGCAUUUGCCCAAGCGUGACAGCGACGCGUCUAAAAUUUGCUUCGAGUUUUCUUCUCACCAGGUGCACCUGUUGUCUUUUAAAGGGCACUAAAGUGAAACAAUGAGUCUGUUUGGAUUGAUCAAUUGUAUUUGUAAACUGUAAUGUUAUUUCACCAUCAUAGGUUUAUUAAUUGAUUAGAAAAUCAAGGUCAAACUUUCAUUUUUAAAUUUCACGCCGAAAUCUCUGCACGUGACGUCAUGGAUUUCAAGCUAUUUUUCAUUAUUUUGGCAGCAUCGGCUCAACAAAAUUUUCUGAAGCUUGGUAUGUUGAGUCUCUGGCCCCCUCAGAGGACAAUCUACUUCAUUUUUACUGAUCAGGAACAACGUAGGCCCUUGUAGAUGUCUUCAAAAUCUAUGAUGACACGCUGAUUCGUGCGGGAACUUCAAGGUGGCAUCGCCACGCGCAUUUUCUUUUUGCACGUUUUCUCGCUUACCAAGCACCUUCUCGCAGCAAGCGUGGUGGUUUUGGUAUUGUGGAAGAUUAAUUUAUGGAUACAAGAAAAAUCUUUUUUCUCUUUAGUGUCCCUUUAAACCAGUCGAUAUUGUAGUUCAGACUGAUUAUUGUAGUUCAUAAAUAUGCACCGACCUUGGAAAGAAGCUACAGUCCAAUUUUCACGUCGUACGCCUGCGUAAUUACACUGUCUCGGUCAAUGUUAUUUCCUGUUCGCGUUUACACCGACGCUGCCGAAGUGCAUAUGCAAGUUUACAGCAAACCAGUGAUCUAACUGAACUUUCCGAAGCUGCAAAUGGAAUAGAUGGAUUUGAGCUUGUCCGCCGAGAAUGGGAUUGAAGGAAAAAAAAAAAAAGGCGGGUAUCCCGAACCCAGAAACGUUUUUUUUUUUUUUUUUUUUUGUUCGCAGUAACGCAAAUUUGCGUUUUCCGGAGCACCCAUGCGCCCUGUACAUAAUCAUUACCAUUGUCCCUCACCAUCUCUGCUUGCCUCUCUCCGCCGACAUUUGCAACCAGCGCGCCGAGCGAAUCGCCGCCGCCAGUUUUUGUUUAUGAACAUGGUUGUCAAAAGCGGUGACAAGACAACUUGCGCUCGUCGCCACUUUUCACACGUCGACGCUGCCUUUUUUGGUUGGGCCGGCCAUCUUUUGACCAUUUCUCCACUCGCAAUGUGGGGUUGUGUGAAGGAGGGGAGUCAUACAUGAUGCGUCACACGUGGAGAGUUGUACUGCAAACGUGCAUGUUGCAAAAAUGGUUAAAAAGAUGACAAAAUGGCGACUGCUACAUUGCAAGAUGUGUAACAUUGUAAAACAUGUUAUUUGUAUGAAAAACGACAAAAAAAAAUAAAUUAUAUCGAGCAA
Messenger RNA from Rhipicephalus sanguineus (brown dog tick), 11759 nucleotides. It is a transcript of the gene E(bx), whose product is annotated as nucleosome-remodeling factor subunit BPTF. Gene Ontology annotation, biological process: regulation of transcription by RNA polymerase II. Gene Ontology annotation, cellular component: NURF complex. The record is from RefSeq and is a predicted model, not a curated record. The transcript is spliced from 32 exons. Bases 1 to 8616 code for a protein of 2871 amino acids. Gene Ontology annotation, molecular function: RNA polymerase II cis-regulatory region sequence-specific DNA binding. NCBI's taxonomy places the organism in Eukaryota, Metazoa, Arthropoda, Arachnida, Ixodida, Ixodidae.